Molecule: messenger RNA, 6347 nt
Organism: Stegastes partitus (bicolor damselfish)
Lineage: Eukaryota; Metazoa; Chordata; Actinopteri; Pomacentridae
Gene: tjp2a
Product: tight junction protein 2a (zona occludens 2)
Exons: 25
Coding region: 337-4245 (1302 amino acids)
Biological process (GO): cell-cell junction organization; establishment of endothelial intestinal barrier; cell-cell adhesion
Cellular component (GO): bicellular tight junction; plasma membrane
Molecular function (GO): cell adhesion molecule binding
Source: RefSeq, a predicted model, not a curated record
GUAAUGUCCAGAGAAGCUCCAGAAUUAUGUAAGAGUGACGUGCUGUCAUCCCCUCUCGGCCAGCCCACCGCCUGGCAGGAACGUGGCCGUUUGUUUUCCUUUUAUCCUCCCUCUCUCGCAAAAGCCAAAAGGACAUCUGUCAGAGUCGGGACUCGUAGUAGCCUCGCCGUCGGGAGCCUCGCUGCUCUGGAAGCUCGGUCCGGUCGUCGCGAAGAAGCCGAAGGCACAAGUUUGUAGCGAUGCAGAAGGAGACGAGCGCACGUUCGGAGAAUCUGCUUCUGGUGCUGCACUUUGAGACGAGGUCCGUGUGAUGCUGGAGAGGAGGAGAGCUGGAAGAUGAAGUUUAAGAAGUUCAUUACAAUCAUGCAGGCAGCGAUGGGGAUCGUACCCCUGAACAAACGGGAGCUUCUGCCCCCCGGCAGGAAGCUGUGGAGACCCCCGGGGGACCAGCCUGGCUCUGACCAGACCAGCACUGACCUGCUCAAGUCCAGCCGCAAGCUCUACUGGUCCAGAGAAGCCCAGUACCUGUAUCUGCGCCGCCUGUCUUCACGGAGCUACUCGGCUAUUAUGAUGAACCCGGUCAUGGAGGAGACCGUGUGGGAGCAGUACACCGUGACCCUGCAGAGGGAUCCAAAGAUGGGCUUCGGCAUCGCCGUGUCGGGAGGGCGGGACAACCCCAACGAGGACAGCGGCGAGACGUCCAUCGUGGUGUCCGACGUCCUGCAGGGAGGUCCGGCUGACGGAUUAUUGUUCGAGAAUGACCGAGUGAUCCAGGUGAACGCCAUCCCCAUGGAGGGGGCCAUGCACUCCUUCGCCGUCUCCACCCUCAGAAAAUGUGGCAAAGUCGCAAAAAUUACAGUGAAGAGGCCCAGGAAGGUUCCAGUUAACCUGCUGAACCGCCCGCCGUCGCCCGACGACAGAGUCUUCAACAACGACUACAACGACGAAUACAACUACGAGCAGGACCGCCGCAGCGUCUACAGCGGCCGGAGUGGCGGCGGGCGAGACCACAGCCUGGAGAGGGAGCGAGGCGGCGGCGGCGGCUACAUGGACUCUGGCUACCAAACACGUGAGCGCGACUAUGACAGGGACUAUGACCGGCGGGAACGUGGCCGCAGCACAGAGCGAGACCUCAGCCCGGACCGGCAGUACCGGAGGGACGGCAGCCGAGGUCGCACUCUGGACCGCGAGCGCAGCCCCGACCGCCGCUACCGGAGCGACCACGUGCUGGACCGCGACUACAGCCCGGACAGGAGGUACCGCAGCGAGCGCGCCUUGGACCGAGACCACAGUCCGGACCGGCGCUACCGCAGCGAGCGAGCCCUGGACCGCGAGUACAGCCCAGACAGACGCUACCGCAGCGAGCGAACGCUGGACCGGACCAACAGUCCUGACCUGCGCUACGGACGCGAUGGCCACAGCCCCGGACGAGGCCGCGACCGCAGCUUCGAGCGGGGACGAAUCCACAGCGACCCGAGGAAGUACGAGGAGCCGAUGAAGCGGAGUGGCAGCAGGGACCGCCUGGACCGAACGCCAUCGCCCGCCGCCGCACCAAUCCCCCUGCCUCGACCCGCCAGAGAACUGCCGAACCUGGAGCCGCUGGAGAAACCUCUGAAUGUGCUGCUGCUGAAGAACCGUCCCAACGAAGAGUACGGACUUCGUCUGGGCAGCCAGCUCUUCAUCAAGGAGAUGACCAGCACCGGGCUAGCCAGCAGAGAUGGAAACCUGCAGGAAGGAGACAUUAUACUGAAGAUCAACGGCACGGUGACGGAGAACCUGUCCCUGAGCGACGCCGGCAAGCUGAUCGAGAAAUCUCGCGGGAAGCUGCAGCUGGUGGUGCAGAGAGACCGACGGCAGGUUCUGAUCCGAGUCCCGCCGAUGGUCGACAGCGACUCGGAGCUCGAUGAUAUCUCUGAGAUCGAGUCGUACCGAUCGUACUCUCCGCAGGACGACAGACGAGGCCAUCACUCCGACCUCUCCUCCCACUCCUCCAAUGAGAGACUCAGAGACAAACCCAGAGAGGACCCACCGAACAGAAUGGCUAAAAUGGGCGCCAUGCCGACGCCGUUCAGAGGCGCCGACCGAGGCGUUGAGGACACGCCCCCUUUGCAGGCAGAGAGGGAGGAGCCUCGAUCAGCGACGCCACCAGCCGUCACCGUGGCGCCGAAGGUUCACGCUCCCCCCAAGGUGCCGCUGAAGCCGAGCUUGGAGGACCAGGAAGUGUAUGGUCCAAACACGAUGAUGGUGCGUUUCCAGAAAGGCGACAGCGUCGGCCUGAGGCUGGCGGGAGGAAACGAUGUGGGCAUCUUCAUCGCUGGCGUUCAGGAGGACAGUGCAGCCGAGCAGGAGGGUCUGCAAACAGGAGACCAGAUCAUGAAGGUGAACAACAUGGACUUCAGGGGGAUGGUGCGUGAAGAUGCCGUCCUCUACCUGCUGGAGAUCCCCAAAGGAGAAGACGUGACCAUUCUGGCACAGAGCAAACCUGAAGUGUACAAGGACAUUUUAGCGUCUGGCAGAGGCGACUCCUUCUUCAUCAGAACCCACUUUGAGUACGAGAAAGAGGCUCCGCAGAGCCUCCCGUUCUCCAGAGGGGAGAUCUUCAAAGUAACGGACACGCUUUAUGACGGCAAGCUGGGAAACUGGCUGGCGAUCCGCACCAACAAAGACAACCAGCUGCUGGAGAAAGGAAUCAUCCCCAACAAGAGCAGAGCGGAGCAGAUGUCGAACGUCCAGAACGCUGCUCGGGCUGCAUCGGGCAACGACAGAGGAGACUUCUGGAGGCUCCGAGGCCAAAGAGCAGCCAAGAAGAAAGACCUUCGCAAGAGCCGGGAGGACCUGAGUGCUGCCCCGGUGACCACUCGGUUCCCCGCCUACGAGAGGGUGGUGUUACGAGAAGCUGGCUUCAAGAGACCUGUGGUGAUAUUUGGACCCAUUUCUGAUGCGGUGAACGAUAAACUGGCCAACGACAUUCCCAACGACUUUGUUGUCGCCAAAACGGAACCAAAGGACGCAGGAACUGAGAAAUCCUCCGGCGUGGUGAGACUGAACACCAUCCGACAGAUCAUUGAACAGGACCGCCACGCUCUGCUGGACGUGACUCCCAAAGCCGUGGACACCCUGAACUACACCCAGUGGUAUCCCAUCGUCAUCUUCCUGAACCCCGACAGCAAGCAGGGCGUCAAGACCAUGAGGAGCCGCCUGAUGCCGGGAUCCAACCGCAGCGCCAGGAAACUGUACGAGCAGGCGGUCAAGCUGAGGAAGACCUGCUCGCACCUCUUCACUGCAACCAUCGACCUGAACUCGGCCAACGACGCCUGGUACGGCAGCAUCAAAGACUCGAUCCGGGAGCAGCAGGACCGAGCCGUGUGGGUGUGUGAGGGCAAGCUGGACGGUUCAGAAGAAGACCUGGACCUGCACGACGACCGCAUGUCCUACCUGUCGGCGAUGAGCGCCGACUACCUGAGCAUGGACAGCCGUCUGACCAGCGACUACGAGGACACGGCGGACGAGGGCGGAGCUUACACCGACAACGAGCUGGACGAGGCGCUGGACGAACCUCAGCCGGUUUCGGCCAUCAGCCGGUCGUCAGAGCCGGUGCUGCCAGACGAGAGGCCUCACCCUGAACCUCGGGCUCGUAUGAGGAGGUCGGGCAGCAGAGAGGUUCUGCACCGAGAGCCCAGCCCUCCCCCUUCGUUUGUCCCCGAACCCCCCAAGGUUCGUGGUCAGACUCGGACCGACUCGACGCGGAGCUACGAGUCGCACUCAAGCAGCACCAUCAGCAGCGACGCGGCCGGAGGGAGCAAGCCGCCGCCUCCACCGGUGGCCAUGAAGCCCAACAUCGGCCGACUGCACCAGUCGUCAGAGGAGCAGAGUCCAGGCAAGGAGGACGAGGAGGACCCGGCCAACAAGUCCUUCCUGGGAAAGAUCAAAGCGUUUGAGAAGAUGGACCACCUGGCCCGAGCUCAGAGGCUGCUGGAGCUGCAGGAGGCGGAAAACGCUCGACUGGAAAUCGCCCAGAAGCAUCCGGACAUUUACGCCGUCCCAGUGAAGCUGCCAAAACCCAACCACAACCGUCCUCAGCCAAUCGGUUCCAGCUCCAACCCCGAGCCCCAGACCCCGUCCAGGCCGUCGUACUCGGAGUCGAGGGGCCACGAGGACGACGAGGCCGAGUACCGGCGGCAGCUGGCCGACCAGACCAAGAGAGGAUACUACAACCCCCAGAAAUACAAAGACACCGAGCUGUAGGGAGUGGCCGUUGCCACGGUAACGGCUUCCUCAGCUUCACCUUGACUCUCAGAACUCCUUCGUCUGUUCCCAUCCGGGCCACGAACACGAACCACCUGUCCCGAACAAAAGCCGACUCGUCUGACGUCCUGCUCCUCCUUCACACGCCCGAUGGCUUCGCUGUAAAUAUUCUGUCUGUUGUCUGUGAGCGAGCUUUAAGUUUCCCUCCGUCACACCCGACCUCAGGUUGUGCCUCUCACGGUGACGUUACAGCCAAUCAGAGCCUGAUCUGAAAGAGGAGCUCUGAAGAUAUGUCCAGAAUCCACACAGGCUUUUUUAAAAAACAUUUAUAUUAAAAAAAAAAUGCUGAUUUUAAAGCAGAUUUUGUUUCCUGUCCGGACGUCUGGAGACGCCAUAGUUCCUCAUUUAGGUCGUAGACAGAAUUAAUGGAAAGAAUCGUGCAUAUAAACACAUAAAAGCCCUUUUCAGACACGAAAUAUGUUCAAUUGCACCUUUAUCAACUGUCCAAUUAAGUAACAGCCUGGUUUUUUCAGGAGUUCCUAGAAACAGACAGUUCUACUGAUGUGUGGUGAUAAUCUAAAUGUAAAAUAAAGAAUACAAAGCAAGUAAAGACGGUGACACAGUGUGACCUGCUGCUAGAUCUGAUCCAUCCUGUCUCCAUGUCGGGGAUUAGUUCUAAUUAUUGAAUGAAGUUACUGCUGCUGUACAUAAAUAUGUGCACCUCUCUUUGGAGAAACUCACACGGAUCCUGUUGCUGUUGUUUGGCACCGCAGAUAAUUAACAAAGUCAGAGGAAGUAAUCCUCAACAGCUGGAAGCAACAACUUCAGCUUCCUGUUAGUCAGACCUCCUACAGACCGUCUUAAACGCAGUAAAGCUGUGUUUUUAUUGUCAUUUCAGUUCAUAUUAGACGUGAAAUUGUAGGAGAAGCCAAUGAGGAAGUUGUUUUGGUAAAAUCUGCUUCACACACUUAAAGAACGUCACUUAUCUUUGCUAUACUUUGUUAGAAAUUAAAAUUGUUAGAAAAAGUGUGACUGUGUCCGAGUCAGUGGGAUUGCAGUCGUGACUUUAACCGUAAAGUUACCAUGGAGCUCAUCUAGACACGAAGAAGACAAAAUAACUUUUUUAGAGUCUGAAAAGGGCUUCACUGAAUGUUUAUGCAAAUUUAUCAAACUUUAAAUGUCGUCCAGCUGUCGUCUGCUAUCCAAAGUUUUAAAAUACUUUUAAUCUUGUGGGUUUUUAAAGCUUAAAGUUUUCUGACUGUUUUCUCUGUUACCAGACUGUAACGUUGAUCACAUGAGAGGCAGAACCUGGAGGUGCUGCAGACUGUACAGCAGCUGCAGCGUCAGGGUUUUAUAGCCGCCGCUGUCCAGAAUCACGUAGAACUCAGUCGCUGUGUUUUGGUGCAUUGUGGGAAGCUGCAGCAGAUCUUCAAGUGCCUUGUAGCUCUUAUAUAAUAAAACUGUUAACAGAUAAAGAUCAGAAGCUGGAGCGAGCUUAGAGAAGCUGGAAAACUUUAACCACACGUUUACUGACGAAGACGUUUCCGUCUGACGUUACAAACACGAGCUGCGGAUUUAAACUGGAAACUUCCUCCUGUGUUGUUGUUUUUCCUUUUGUUGAUGCAGAAGAGCGUCGCCUUCACCGCAGACAAACUCCUACAUCACUGAACACCUGUGUGUUAUAUGUGCAACGUUAAAAGAUCACAAAAAAAAAAACAAUCUUUCUAUGUUUUUGGUGAAUGCACUGGAAUGAACCAACCUGUUAGAGAUGUCAGAGUUUAUCAUGACGAGGGGAAACAUUUGUAAAACUUGAGAUGGAUCUAAAGGGUGCAGGACGUUUGUCUUCUUCUUCUUCAGCAGCAGCUCGUGAACCACAGACAAUCACAUUUUUAUGGUUUUUAUAUUCUGACUACAACCUGCGCCCGACUCCGUCACGUCUUUGUACUCACCAGUUUUGGGGAAUGUGGUGACAAUCAUGUUAUCUUCUGAGUAUCUGUUAGUUUGUGAUUCUGUUUUUUUUUUUUAGUUUGUCGUCUCCUGAGCGUUACACACAGACUCUCGGGAAAAUACUAUGAAAUAAAUCUCCUUUUUUUUACACUGUG